Uloborus diversus is the source of this 4668-nucleotide messenger RNA. RefSeq lists its product as uncharacterized. Gene Ontology annotation, cellular component: intracellular anatomical structure. The coding region runs from base 1 to 4668 and encodes 1555 amino acids. Lineage: Eukaryota; Metazoa; Arthropoda; Arachnida; Araneae; Uloboridae. The record is from RefSeq and is a predicted model, not a curated record. Gene Ontology annotation, molecular function: zinc ion binding; RNA binding. The transcript has 5 exons.
AUGUUUACGGAUGAUGAUGGAAGCUUCGAUCAUGCCUCCUUUUCAAAUUAUUCCUUUCAGUAUCAGAACAAUGAAAGUUUCACUGGUCUGUCAUCCGUUUGGAACAACUUAGAUGAAUCCGACGACUCUAAUGAUCUGGAAUUAGGAGGGCUUGGUGCUCUCAGAUUUUCAACCCUUCACUCCCAUUCUUUUCUCGAAAACAUUGGCGAUAAAAAACAAUCAAAUAUAACUUUAGAAUUUUUGCAGCAUUUAGAUGACGUUACGGAGCAGUGCACGCAAAAGAUUCGGAGAGAGCGAGAGAAGUUCUCUCCCUUGAAAAGCAAAAAGCAUUGCCAAAAAGCUUUAGAGAAAUAUUUCUUCAAUUUGAAUUCCCAGCAAAAAGAGUUUGAAUCUUUCAUUGCCAAUAUCAAAAGUCAGUAUGUCUAUUCGCCCAGUACGAGCCUGGAGCCGUAUUCGAAGGAUCUUGCGAUGAAGCUGAUAAAAAAUGAGCUGAAGAUGUUUGAACAUUUUUUUCCGGCAUAUGGACACCGAAAUGAAGUUUUGAAUAUGAUACAGCAAAGCAAAGUGAUUGUGAUACCAUCUGAAAGUCACUAUUAUUUCAACGUCGUACUGCCGCUGCUAAUUAAUAAUUCAAUGUCUGAUCAUUCGGUCGUGUGUUGUGAAUCGAGUUCCAUAUCAAGAUCUCUGUUAAUCAGCAAAAUUAAUAGCAUAUUAGAAUGCCAGACUCAAACAAAUUUUUCUAGUUCCGCAUAUUCCAUUAAUCGGAUAAGUAUUUUAUCCGUUGACAGGUUGUUGAAAUGUAUAUCGAACGUACAUUCUUUUCAAGAUGGAAAUACAAUUUUUAUUAUUAAUCUUCAGCUGAAAAGAUUUUUAAAUGUUGAUCUUUUGAUGGCCAAUGUACAUGAGCUCUUGCAAAAGCGAGAGAACAUGAAGCUCAUUUUACUUAUUUCUAUGUACGAUGAUGAUCGUAAAUUCUGUUCCUAUUUUUCCGAGUUUUCGCCUUCCACGUUCCGUGUGCCGACUCUGACUUUCCCCGUCAAGGUCGUCUGGAAGAGUGCCCCCUUGGCUGUGGAGAACGACUAUGUCGGUGAAGUUAUCCGCACAAUCGUUUCGAUACUCGUUUUGAAUGAGCUUGGCGAUAUACUUGUUUUCGUGCCUACCCUUUCAGAAGCCAAAAAAACUACUACUGCCUUAUGUGAAAGAUUGGAACUAUAUAACUUGCAAAAUGUGGAAUAUGUGUUGUUUGAUAAAAUCAACUUGGAAGCUGAUAAUAUGGAAAUGCUAUUACAGAAACAGAGUAUUAGGAAAAUAUAUUUUGCUACUAGCUCUUUUGAAGUUAUUCUUGUGCCUACAAUACGUUACGUUGUUGAUGUUGGGUUGAACUUUGACCUCUGUUUUGAUUCUGAUAAGAAUGUUGACUCUUGUAUUUUAAAUUUUAAUUCUCAUUCCACGGCGAUGCUGAGGACGAGUUUUGCCGGAACUUACUAUCCAGGAGUGUGUUACCGCUUGUACAAUCAAGAAAACUAUUUCAACGAAAUGACCCAUGCCGAACAACCAGAAAUAUUGUGCCUUAAUCCAUGUAAUUCGUUGCUCAAGAUAUUGAGGCAGUGUCCUGGCAAGUCUUUGAAAUUUGUUGAUGGGUUUCCUCCUACUACCGAAGAAAAGGUUACCGAUGCGCUGGAAAAAUCUCAAGCGAUUAAAGAUCGAACAUUGACCACAUUAGGGGAAAACAUUGCUUCUUUGCCAUUCUCGUUUAGACAUUCACAGCUGCUUUUGCUCGGGUUGAAAUAUGGGCUACUACAAGAAACUAUAAUUAUAGUAGCGUUUCUUAUUAUUAAGAGGAACCCUUUCAAGCAUACCUCCGAUGAAACUGCCCAAAAAGUAAUUGAUGGAGCAAAACUUGAGUUUUUACAGCUUGACAGUGACUUGCUAUCAUUUUUAUUUGCAUUUAAGAUGUGGUUUUGUAAUGACUGUAGUUAUUCCUGGUGCGAAAAGAAUUUCAUUGUGUACGAUACCAUGAAGUUGGUUCAGCAGAAAGUUUCCAACAUCGUUUCUACGAUUUCGGAAUCCAUGAAUUUCGUUUUGGAAUGCAAUUAUUCGGACUCGCAAAUAUCAGCCCAUCUGAUUGAUUUAUUAUUUAAGUGCUUUUAUGACAAUUUGUGCGUCUUCACUGGCCACCACAGAAGUGGAUAUCGCAUGCUCCAUACGAAUUCACUCGCAUCGAUUCAUCCAAACUCCAUGAUCUGCCACGGGAACUAUCCCCAAUUUAUAAUUUAUGAUCAUGCCAUUAAAGGACCUAAGCAAGGUUUAUCCUUUGUCACAGCUCUGACGACCGACAUAGUACUUCAAAAUCUUGAAACUGGUUUAUUAAGUUAUAGUUAUCAAGAUUUGUUCGAAAAAUCACUCAUUCAAAGGGUCAUCGAGCAUGUGGGUGGGAAAGUAAUCAAUGAAUUGAUUAUUGGUGUAAAUGGUCAAGAAUUGAAAAAAAUAGAGAAGAAUUUGAAAAAGGAAGCUAAUUGUGAGCUAAUUUUUAUCGAACCCUCACAAGAGAAAGGGUGUAUAUUCAUGUAUGCUCCGAACGACAUCGUUGAUUUUGUUUUGUGUUCCAUACAAGAUAUUUUAGACGAAAAUCUGAAGCAAGUGUCGGACGAAGAAGUCGUCAAAGUCAUCGAGUUGAAGAAUCGGCAGAAUAAGAUGCCCAUCGAAGCGCUUUGGGGAAGGGGUGCUGAAAUCAAAUCUAUAAGCUUGGCGAUUUCAGGAAGCACUGCUAUACCGAAGAGCAUCUCGGCCACUGUCGAAGCCAGAGAUGUCGAGUUGGUUUCCGACAGCACCAACUGCAUCAAGCUGAAGUGGUUGAGACGUCCAUGCACAGGUAUCGGUUUUAUCGAUAUUGCCGGCGACGGCUUCACCGAAGUUCGUAAGUUGUCGAUGAAAGUCACUCACAUAUUGGGAACGGAUGUAUUCAUACAAAGAAGCAGUCUCGGCGAAAAUCAGUUGAAAGUGUCGGACAUUCCCGUCGAUACGACCGAAAAAGAGUUCGAGAAAGCCGUUGCGGAAAUUCUGCCCAAUGUUCAGUACAGAGUGAGCUUGAAGCAUUCACUUGCGUUUGAAACGUCAGAACAAGAUCUUCAGAAAGUGUACGGUAUUAUUCUUGAAAAUUGUGUAAAUUAUUCGAAUCUCGUUAAUUUUGAAAUAUGUGUGCAUCAACCCUUGCCUACAGAUAUCUUCAUGAAGGCAACUAUCGACGUAUUUGAAGACAGAAAUCUCGACUUGGAAGUGUAUAAUUUAUCACGUACCUUUGUAAAUGGCAUGAAAUUGUCAUGUUCGGUAUUAUAUCGCUCAAAGAUUGAGUGCAGUAUAAAUAUGUGUGUGGCACUGAAAAGUAGUUUUCAAAAGGCACUCGAGAAGCUCAAUUGUGUACUAAAUGAAAAAUAUGGACCUGAAUGUGUUUUUAAGUUUACGAUCGAUACCAUCGAUAAAGAUGAUCUUGCCGAAAUAAAAUUUUCGUCUCAAUACGAUGAAGUGGUCCAAAUGCUCCACAGGACGAUAACGAAGCUGUUAGAAGGGGAUAUCAUUAAUGCAUUUGGAAACCGGGAGGAUUUUGACAAGUUGUUCUGUCAUGGAGGACUUUUAUGGUUGAAAGCACUUGAAAAAAGUCAGAAUGUUUUCAUCAUUAUCAAUUCCCAAACAAAAGUCAUUAGGUUGUACGGGUCGGAAGAGAACUGUUAUAACGCGAGGUUGCGAAUAGGGCAAUUUCUGGAUGAUAGCAAUAAUGAAGUCAUGAAAACAAUCCAGUUGUCAAAUGAUGCGAGCAACAAAAUGUUUUUGAAAGCUUUCAUAAAGCAGUAUGGUGUUAAUCCGACUACAUUGGUUGAAGAUUGUAAUUUGCAGUCUGCUGUUUUGGACAUAAAAUCCAACAGUCUUCUGCUUCAAGGGACCACAGAAAGUAUUAGUAAGGCCGAGAACUGUCUGAACGAACUGUCUAGCACAGUGCAAAUUGGAAAUGAAAUACUUGCCCUCUCAGCUGAAUGUUGUCCAGUUUGCAUGUGUCCUGCAGACGGGGAAUCGUAUUGCCUCGAAGUUUGCGGCCAUGUGUACUGUAUUGAAUGUGUCAAUGGAUUAACGCAAGCAAAUCAGUUUCCCAUCCAAUGCUGUGCUGAAGGAUGCAGCAAGGAUUUAGUCUUAGCAGACAUCCGAAAAAUUUUGAAGAAUAAUGAAAAUGAGAUAAAUAAUUUACUUGAAAGAGCUUUGAAGGCUUAUCAAGAAAAAAACCAUGCCACUCUAUAUUUUUGUCCUGCUCCAGACUGCAAUAUGUUUGUUCUUAAAAAAUCCAACUCGGAAGCAACAUGGAAGUGCCCACUGUGCAAGAAUGAUAUUUGCAUGAACUGUAAUGUUGUAUAUCACAAAGGAUAUACAUGUGAUAUGUAUCAAGGCUCCAAAAAGGAUCCAGAUUAUUCUUUUAAGGUGUGGCAAGCAAUGACAACUAAGUGUAAGAAAUGUCCGACGUGCAACAGUGCUAUCGAAAAAAUUGAAGGCUGUAAUCACAUGACUUGUAGUAACUGUCGGGGACAUUUUUGUUGGAUAUGCCUGGCAGCCUUUUCUACUGGGGACGAGGUUUAUCGUCACAUUCAUAGUACACACCCGAACCGACUAUACGAUAAUAACUAA